Neoarius graeffei (lesser salmon catfish) is the source of this 4113-nucleotide messenger RNA. It is a transcript of the gene abcd4, whose product is annotated as ATP-binding cassette, sub-family D (ALD), member 4. Lineage: Eukaryota; Metazoa; Chordata; Actinopteri; Siluriformes; Ariidae. Gene Ontology annotation, cellular component: peroxisomal membrane. Gene Ontology annotation, molecular function: ABC-type transporter activity; long-chain fatty acid transmembrane transporter activity; ATP hydrolysis activity. The record is from RefSeq and is a predicted model, not a curated record. Gene Ontology annotation, biological process: very long-chain fatty acid catabolic process; peroxisome organization; long-chain fatty acid import into peroxisome. Bases 279 to 2090 code for a protein of 603 amino acids. The transcript has 19 exons.
CGGACUUCCGCGUUUUCCCCCUGUGGAGCAGGAAGUGUUUUCUUUUUAAACACGCUGAUCUUUAGAGCAAAGUGUUGGAGAAGAGCUGAGACUCAUCAUUACUCAGAUGCUAUUUCCGCCAUGACAUCUGGAUGUUGAUGAUGAUUAUGGAGGAGAAGAAGAAGGAAAGAAAAAAGGAGCAGUGCUUCUGUUGUAAUGUCACGUGGAGUCAGACUUCACACUCUCAAGAACAGAAGUGCAGCUAAUCAAUAUCUUCUCUCUCUCUCUCUCUCUGUGCCAUGCCGACCUCGAGGAACACCGAUCCCAAAAGGCUGAGGCUGGACUGGAGGUUCGUCAAAAGAUUCUACAGAAUUGUCAGAGUGCUUUUCCCGAAAUGGUGCAGUCAGAAUGUCGUCAUGUACGGGACGCUGUUCGGAGUCACUCUUUUAGUUCAGCUGGUGAUUUAUCAGGUGGGUCUGAUCCCGAGUCAGUUCUACGGCGUGUUGUCGGAGAAGAACUACGGCAAGUUUAAGGAGCUGGUGGCGGUGUCCGUCCUGUUCAUCCUGCUCAACUCUGUACUGAAGAGCCUGGAGCAGUACAUUUCCAAUCUCCUGUACAUCAGCUGGAGGAAAUGUCUCACGGAAAGCCUCCAUCGAGAUUACUUCAGCGGACAGGUCUACUACACCCUCAACGUGCUCCGGAAGGACAUCGAUAACCCAGACCAGAGAAUAACUCAGGACGUAGAGAGGUUGUGUCAGCAGUUGAGCAGCAUGGCGAGUCGACUGGUCAUUUCCCCCUUCACCAUCUCCUACUACUCGUACCAGUGCUUUAACAUCACUGGAUGGAUGGGAUUCGUCAGUAUCCUUGGCUACUUCCUGGUCGGCACUGUUGCCAACAAGCUCCUGAUUGGACCUAUCGUGUCCACGUUGGUUGAACAGGAAAAGCAAGAAGGAAACUUGAGGUUCAAGCACAUGCAGAUCAGAGUCAAUGCAGAAUCGGCAGCUUUCUACAGAGCAGGGACGGUGGAACGCAUGCGGACGGACCACAGACUUCAGGGUCUCUUGCGCACACAGAGGAAGCUGAUAAACCGGGAACUCCUGCUCUAUCUUGCUGUGAACACGUUUGACUAUAUGGGGAGCAUCCUCAGCUACAUCAUCAUCGCCAUACCCAUCUUCGCAGGCGUGUAUGAUGGUUUGACCCCAGGGGAAAUCACUGCUCUUGUCAGCAAGAAUGCCUUUGUGUGUAUGUACCUGAUUAAUUGUUUCACGCAGCUUAUCGACCUUUCCACGACAGUCUCCGAUGUUGCAGGUUACACCCACAGAAUCGGAGAACUCCAGGAAGUGAUGAAGGACGUGAUCAGGAAGCAGUGUGAUCAAGACUGUGCUUCUGAAGACAGGGGUGACUUUGACAGGGAAGGAGGAACCUCGACCACUUCCAGCGAUGCUGCUGUCAUCCUUGACAAGCUGUCCUUUACGUCUCCGGUCACCGAAGGUUUGCUGGUGAAGGACUUGAGUCUCAGGGUUUAUGAGGGGACACACCUGCUGGUGGUGGGGAACACUGGCGCUGGAAAAACGUCCCUCCUCAGGGUCCUCAACCUUCUGUGGGAACCUUCUAAUGGUUCUGUUCAGAUCAAUGCCUGUUUCGGGCCGAGGGGAAUCAUGUUCCUGCCCCAGAAACCGUUCCUGACUGACGGCACCCUUCGAGAACAGGUGAUCUUCCCUUUAAAGGACAUCUAUCCAGUCACAGGUUCCGUUGACGAUGAGAGAAUUUUGACGUUCCUGGAACUGGUUGGGAUGUCCAGUCUUUUGAAGAGGACCGGCGGUCUGGAUGAGAAAGUGGACUGGAACUGGUAUGAUGUUUUAUCACCAGGAGAGAUGCAGAGACUGUGCUUUGCUCGGCUUUUCUACCUGCAGCCGAAAUACGCAGUGCUGGAUGAAGCCACCAGCGCUCUGACAGAAGACGCCGAGGAACACAUGUACAGAACUUGUAAACAGCUGGGCAUGACUCUGAUUAGCCUCGGUCACCGCAGCAGCCUGAAACAGCAUCAUGAUGUCAUGCUGAGGCUGUGUGGAGGUGGUCAGUGGGAAAUCACUCAACUGGAAACGAGGUGAAUCUCCAGUGAAAAAAAAGGGGGACUUUUUAUCCCCUUAUUUUCGGAGGGAAAAUGUGUGUUAAAAACAGUAUCAUUUUCACCCGACAUCUUUCUAUCAAAUGAUGAACUGAGAUCACCGAGUUGGAUCUGGAAUGGUCCAGUUUUCCGAUGUAUUUCGUUUCUGGAAAUGACGGCACUGAUCUACUUUUUGAGUGAAAUUUAAAACUGGAAAAUGUCAGUUUUUAUCAUUUGUACUAUAUAUCAAGCCACUAAUAGCACCAGCACUGGAUACAAUCUGAAAUCGAAAUUUCCAGAAACGGCAAACAAAAUGCACAAUACAGUGAAGUGUUCAAGGUGAAAUCCAGGAAUCUACAUCAUGCUUUUUAUUUUAUUUCUGAGUAAACUAAUAUAUAAAUGUACACAUGUAAUAAUGGCAAAGGGACAAUCGUUUAUGAAUUGAUUGUGUUAAAAUAAGCCUGUGUGUGGGUUUUUUUUGUUUGUUUCUAAUGUCAGAAUGAAAUUUAACUUUUUAAAGUGGUACAUUAAAAUUAAUGUGUGUAAAAUCAUGUCAAAAAUCUGUUUUCAAGACGUAUGAAUCAGUGUAUAAUGAUGUAAAGCCUGAGCGAUGAAACGUGGAUGACAUCACGUUAAGUUUGAUGGAAUAAUUGAAGGAUAUUUAAAAACUUCUGCAUGAAAAGUGAAAAUGUCCAGCAAUAUUGAUGUAGUUAAUGAUGUUUGAACCAAAUGCUAAAAAUACGGAAGUACUUAUCCUGAGAAAUUUCAGAUUUGUGCAUUCCAGCAGUUUUACAAUCGGCUCGUCAUGUCAAUAUUCACGUGAAAUAUCAAAGAUCUUGUACCGUGGCAUGGUUGUUGCAGUCAGAUGGGCUGGGUUGAGAAUUUCAGAAACUGGUGUAAUGUCCGACAACAGUCUCUGGAGUUUAAACAGAUUGGUGCAAACAAACAAAAAAAGACAUCAAGACGGAAACACCUUCGUUGAUGAGGUGUCUGAGGAAAACCGGCACACUGGUUCGAACUGACAGGAAAGCUGUGGUGACUCAAGUAAUCACUCUUUACGACCAUGGGGAGUAGAAAAGCAUCUCAGAAUGCCAACCCUUCAAGCACGUGGGUGACAACAGACAAGAACAGGCAUCUGAGGGUGUAUGUGUGGGCACUGAAAUUGAAACUGGACAGUUGAAGAUUGGAAAAAUCAUUGUCUGAAUUUCAAAUUUUCUGACUUUGGUACCAAGAGCAUGGACUCGAUUUGAACAGUUCAGGCUGGUGGGGGUGAUAUAAUGGUGUGGGGAAUGUCUUCCAAAAACACACAAUUGGCCACCUAAUGCACGACCAAUCAAACAUGACACUUUUUUUUUUUCUCCAAUAUUUUUGCAUGCCUCAUGCAUCUCUUUAUAGCCACACCCAUUUUCCCUAUUUUACAGUGCUUCCUCCAUGAUAAUGUGUAGCAAAUGAGUAUAAUAUGAGCAUUUAAUUAAAUGUUGAGAGAUAAGAAAUGCUGUAUGCUGCGAGUUGUUAAUUCCGUAUCUACCCUCUUGUAGGCGUCAUACUGGGACUGUUUUAUAGCAGGUGUGGAAAAGCUUUCGAGCCAUAAGACACUCAAACGGGUUAUGUUUGUGUGGGCUCUGAUAGCAUGUUAUUUCCAGUGCAGUGGCUGCUGAAUUGUCGUUGACUGCAUGAUAAAUCCUUGAGUGGUGGAGUAAUAAAUUAUCAUGUAAUUACACUUUAUAUUAUCACUUUCCCUAAUAAGCAACUGUUACAUGCUACAAGUAAUAGGUUGACGUGCUAGUUUUAUUUUGGAAAGUGAUGCUGCAUGCCAUUGCCUUGUGUUUUUUUUUUUUUUUAAUGCAACAAUGUUAUACUACUUGUACAGGAAGUUGUAUGAAAGUCAAGAUUCGAGGACACCCAGGGUUUAUUUUGCAGCGAUCCAUUCACAAGUUUUAUAGUUUCUUCAUGUGCCUUUUGGAGUCUUAUUUUCUCAUAUAAAAUGGACAAAAGAAAUGUAAAAUAAAUCCACCACUGAUUCAGAA